Capsella rubella is the source of this 638-nucleotide messenger RNA. RefSeq names its product agamous-like MADS-box protein AGL65. Lineage: Eukaryota; Viridiplantae; Streptophyta; Magnoliopsida; Brassicales; Brassicaceae. Gene Ontology annotation, biological process: positive regulation of transcription by RNA polymerase II. Gene Ontology annotation, molecular function: RNA polymerase II cis-regulatory region sequence-specific DNA binding; DNA-binding transcription factor activity, RNA polymerase II-specific; protein dimerization activity. Bases 30 to 575 code for a protein of 181 amino acids. The record is from RefSeq and is a predicted model, not a curated record. The transcript has 8 exons.
AAAUCGAAAAAGAAGAGAAAAUUGGGAAGAUGAAAAUAGAACUGAAGAAAAUCGAGUGCCCAAAAGAGAGAAGCAAUAAAUACUCAAAACGUAAGAAAGGGAUUUUAAAGAAGGCAGAAGAAUUAGCAUUGCUAUGCGAUGUUGAUAUUGUCAUGGUUCUCAUUUCUCCCGCUAAUAAACCUACCAUUUUUCACACUCCUUCUAGAAAUUUGAGUCAGAUCUUGAAGGAUUUCAGUAACAUUUCAAUACAGGAACGUAAUGAGAGGAGAGCCUACACAAUAAAGACUUUAAAAAAUUUGGUGGACAAGAACAAUACAGAAGAUCCCAUAGUAAUUGAUCAUCUUUCGCGUGACAGAGGUGAAGUGAUCCAGGACGACAAAAAGAUCACUGAACUAAGAGGAUACAAGGAAUUGCUUGAUGAGAAGAAGUUGAUUUUAGAGGGCUGGGAGAAUCCAACUAAAGUUAAUGAUUUAUGCCGACUCAAUAUUAUGGAUAAUUAUUUAGCUUCUUCUGAGAGGCAUAUCGGAAAUAUCAUAAAGGUUAAAAUCCAAGAAGAGCAGCAAACACUUAUAUGAGUUUAAAAUUGAAAUCAUAUUGUAUCUAACCGGUUCAAGAGCAUAAAUACAAUUUCACAUACA